UCAAUUCCAUAAAACCCAGUAAAGCAAUUGUUAGAGUUAUCUUCUGCGUGUAGUUGUUUCUACUUUCUACAAGCGGAUUGAGUUUUUGUAACGCCGAUACAUUUUUUAUGGUUUAUAAAGCGAUUGAAAAUUUGCAAUAAACGCAAUCAGACAGAUACCCAAAAUCAUUCGAGUGUUUCCUCGAAUAAAACCGCUCAAGGAAGAAACUAAACACGAAGCCAGAAGAUCCCACUUUUCUCUUUCAAUUUCCUUAUUACUUCCCAAAAUCUGGCAACCAUAGAAGGACUGAGGGCUCGUUCAUCGUUUAAACCUGAAAUCUUCGAUAUUAACAGCAACGACGAAGCGUGUAGGCCUUGGCGUCGCAGGUUGUCAAUGGCUUUCACCUGGGGCUCCUCUCUCAGAAUCACUCUUCUUCUCCUCCUUCUUGCUGCUAUCGUUUUCGCUUGUUUCACCCUCCCCGUUGAAAAGAUUCUGAAGGAUUUUCUGUUAUGGGUUGACAAGGAUCUUGGACCUUGGGGUCCACUUGUGCUGGCUGUUGCUUACAUUCCUUUGACAGUCUUGGCGGUUCCAGCUUCAGUGCUUACUCUUGGUGGUGGCUAUCUUUUUGGAUUGCCUGUGGGCUUCGUUGCAGAUUCUAUUGGUGCAACUCUUGGUGCAGGAGCGGCAUUCCUUCUUGGAAGAACGAUUGGGAGGUCAUUUGUUGUAUCUAAGUUAAAAGAUUAUCCUCAGUUCCAGUCAGUUGCAAUUGCAAUACGAAGAUCUGGCUUUAAGAUUGUUUUCUUGCUUCGACUUGUACCCUUACUCCCAUUCAACAUGAUGAAUUAUCUGUUGUCAGUGACUCCGGUUCCAGUUCUAGAAUACAUGCUGGCCUCCUGGUUAGGAAUGAUGCCAAUAACCCUUGCUUUAGUUUAUGUCGGAACAACUCUUAAGGAUCUUUCUGAUGUGACACAUGGAUGGAGCGAGUUUUCAACUACUCGUUGGGCAUUUCUCAUAAUGGGCCUUUCCGUGUCUGUGGUUUUAAUAAUUUGUGUGACCAGAGUUGCCAAAUCGGCUCUAGAUAAAGCCUUGGCUGAAAAUGAGGAUAUCGAUAGCAUCGUAGGCGCGCCGCAGUUGCCUAUUGUUAGAGAAGCACUCCACGAGCCUCUUAUAAUUAAGAUAGACGGAAGCGACGAUACUCAUGAAAAAUGAAGUAAAAUUACCUGUAAAUUCUUGUCUCCUUUCUUUAUUUACUGUGGUUCUAGUUUUUCAUAGAAAUAGCUGAUUAUACAAUUGAGAAAUUGCUGAGAAUAAGCCAUUUAAGUUUAGGUUGCUGAAUGAAAAUCAACGAAACAAUUGA
Hibiscus syriacus is the source of this 1336-nucleotide messenger RNA. RefSeq names its product TVP38/TMEM64 family membrane protein slr0305-like. Bases 373 to 1188 code for a protein of 271 amino acids. NCBI's taxonomy places the organism in Eukaryota, Viridiplantae, Streptophyta, Magnoliopsida, Malvales, Malvaceae. The record is from RefSeq and is a predicted model, not a curated record. Gene Ontology annotation, cellular component: membrane. The transcript has 9 exons.